AUGUCGUGGAACGAAUAUCCAGGUCAAGGUCACCACCAACACCCACCUCAUCAUCAUCACAACGGUGGUCCGCCUCCGCCUCCUUGGGCCGGUAGUCCAGCACCACCUCAACCUUAUGGCUAUGCUCCUCAAUAUCAACAAGGUCCACCGCCACCGCCUCUACCUCAGUAUCAGUCAGGAGGUUAUCAACAGGGCGGAUACAUGCCUCCAACUGGCCAACAGCCACCUUCUCACUAUCACCAGACUGGUGCGGGCUACAUGCCUCCUAACAACGAUGCAAGAGCAUACUCAUCUUACGGCGCUGUCCCUGGUCGACCUCCGACCCAGAUGCAACAUUAUGGACCUCAGAUGCAAGGUCAGGGUGGCCAGCAAUACCAACCUUACUUCCAAUACUCCCAGUGUACAGGUAGGAGGAAAGCUCUUUGCAUCGGCAUAAACUAUAUUGGGACCAGUCAGGAACUACGGGGCUGCAUCAAUGAUGCUAGAAACGUGCAAAGAUUCAUCAUGCAGAAUUUCGGAUACAAAGCUGAUGACAUUGUCAUGUUGACGGACGAUGCUGCCAAUCCACGUCAGAUCCCUACGAGAGCCAACAUGAUUCAAGCGAUGCAAUGGUUGGUCAAUGGCGCUCAACCAAACGAUGCCCUAUUCUUUCACUACUCAGGACAUGGAGGGCAAACCAAAGACCUGGAUGGGGACGAAGAUGAUGGAUACGACGAGGUAAUCUACCCGCUUGAUUACAAGCAAUCCGGACAGAUCGUUGAUGAUGAAUACUCUUGGCUGAUGGUCGUAAGACACGCUUUGAUGGUACGACCACUGCCAGCCGGUUGUCGACUUACGGCUAUCUUUGAUUCUUGUCAUUCUGGAUCGUGUCUCGAUUUACCAUACAUCUAUUCGACCGAAGGGAAGAUCAAAGAACCAAAUCUUCUCGCGGAAGCUGGUCAAGGUCUACUCAGCGCUUCUGUGAAUUACUUGAGGGGAGACAGUGGUGCACUGCUCAAAGGUCUCAUGGGGAUCGGCAAGACCGUUUUGAGCAACAACUCUGGGGCGGCAGAUAAGACCAAGCAAACUCGCACCUCCCCCGCUGACGUAAUAAUGUGGUCGGGCUGCAAAGACUCGCAAACCAGUGCAGAUACUCAAGAAGCCGGGAAGGCUACGGGAGCCAUGUCUUUCGCAUUCAUAGCCGCUCUUACUAAAGUGCCGCAGCAGAGCUAUCUCCAGUUGUUGAAUUCGAUCCGAGAUGAGCUGCGAGGACGAUACGAUCAAAAGCCGCAAUUAUCGGCGAGUCAUCCAAUUGACACGAAUCUUCUAUUCAUUGCUUGA
Messenger RNA from Tremella mesenterica DSM 1558, 1320 nucleotides. RefSeq lists its product as uncharacterized. NCBI's taxonomy places the organism in Eukaryota, Fungi, Basidiomycota, Tremellomycetes, Tremellales, Tremellaceae. The transcript is spliced from 13 exons. The coding region runs from base 1 to 1320 and encodes 439 amino acids. The record is from RefSeq and is a predicted model, not a curated record. Gene Ontology annotation, biological process: proteolysis. Gene Ontology annotation, molecular function: cysteine-type endopeptidase activity.